Messenger RNA from Zychaea mexicana, 1069 nucleotides. RefSeq lists its product as uncharacterized. Lineage: Eukaryota; Fungi; Mucoromycota; Mucoromycetes; Mucorales; Lichtheimiaceae. The record is from RefSeq and is a predicted model, not a curated record. The annotation marks the transcript as partial. The transcript has a single exon.
UUAGAAGAUCUGGGCUGCGACUUCAGGAUCUUCUCGUUCCUGCUGAACAGUUGCUUCAGGAUCUUCUCGCUCUUGCCGAACAGUAACUUCAGGAUCUUCUCGCUCCUGCUGAACAGUAGCUUCAGGAUCUUCUCGCUCCUGCUGAACAGUAGCUUCAGGAUCUUCUCGCUCCUGCUGAACAGUAGCUUCAGGAUCUUCUCGCUCUUGCUGAACAGUUGCUUCUGGAUCUUCUCGUUCCUGCUGAACAGUAGCUUCUGGAUCUUCUCGCUCUUGCUGAACAGUAGCUUCUGGAUCUUCUCGUUCUUGCUGAACAGUAGCUUCUGGAUCUUCUCGCUCUUGCUGAACAGUAGCUUCUGGAUCUUCUCGUUCUUGCUGAGCAGUAGCUUCUGGAUCUUCACGUUCUUGCUGAACAGUAGCUUCUGGAUCUUCUCGCUCUUGCUGAACAGUAGCUUCUGGAUCUUCUCGUUCUUGCUGAGCAGUAGCUUCUGGAUCUUCACGUUCUUGGCCAGCAGUGGGAUUAGCCGCAGUGGCGGCUACAUCUUCUGGGAGCUGACGUCUACUCAUUCCAUGAUGGUGAUGGCCCUCGUAAUAGUCGUCCAGGUAUUUGCCGUCCCGACAACGAACAUUUUGUGGGAUAUCACAUUCGCCAGUAAUUUUGUUGAACUGGAAGCCAGGUCUACAUUCCCAAAUAAAAGGCUGACCGAGAUAGCAUCGAUAAAACUUGGUGCAGGAGCCUUUCACAGGAGCAAAUUGAGGACCCCACAGUGCGAGACGCGGACAAGUAUCGGCGGAAACGCUGCUUCCUUGAUCAUCAUCGACACGGUGAGCCAAAGAGGGAGUAGUGGGAGCUGCUGCACCAGCAUGAAAGAAGAGAGUAAUCAGGGCUGUAGCGGCCACGGUAGUAGGGCUCAAAAGAUACAUGAUGGUGUUGUCGUUUGUUGUAAUCGAAUGGAUUGAGAUAGAAGCUUGUAAAGCAAAAUCAGGAAGAGAAUGGUACCUUUGUUUCCUGUGUGCCUAAUCGAACAUCGAGUCCAUGAGCCCUUUAUAUUAUAAACGAAUGCUAGCUAGC